Molecule: messenger RNA, 1401 nt
Organism: Purpureocillium takamizusanense
Lineage: Eukaryota; Fungi; Ascomycota; Sordariomycetes; Hypocreales; Ophiocordycipitaceae
Exons: 2
Coding region: 1-1401 (466 amino acids)
Biological process (GO): maintenance of rDNA; regulation of exit from mitosis
Source: RefSeq, a predicted model, not a curated record
AUGCCUCGACUCGUGCGACGCAGACCGCUCUGGGAGCGCAUCACGUCGAUGCUCAACCCCAUGGACUUUCUGCUGUGGCUGUCCGAAGAGAUGGAGACGAGAGACUGGGACUCGAACCUGGUAGGCACGCAAGUCGGCCUGGGUCUCAACUUUGUCUUCCUCCUGGCGCGCGCAAACUCUGGCUCGGCAGCUGCUCGCGAUGACAUCUUUGCGGAAGACGGGGCUGUAGGUUGGGUGUCGUUCUUGGUGUAUCCCCUGGUCUGGGGCCUCGUACUCGUGUCCAUCACCAACGCCAUCUACACCAUGUGUCGAACAAGAAAGUACAGGAUGUUCGAAGCGAACAUUGAUGUUCAACCAUCGACGCCAUCCGCGCAUCGCGUCAAAGUUCAGUCGUCACCUGUCACCUCGUCGCCACUUCGAUACAUCGCCGACAUGUUGACGCCCGAGUCGGCCGAGUCGCGCGCACAUCCCGAUAAGAUUCGAGACGUGUGGGAGCUCUCUGUUUGGGACCCUCUACCCGUGUCCGUCAGGAUGUUCUGCUUCUUCAGCCCGGGCCACGUCCUCGUCUAUCUUCUCUUCCUUCCGCUCGCGCCUCUGGAUCCUCGGCCUAGCGUGGCAGUGUUCAACGCGCUGGUGAUGCAGGCGGUCUUGUCGGCGCAGCUCGUCCUCUUCUCGUCACGCUACUCCCAGCAGGCCAAGGACGGCGCCAUCAUCCAGAAAGAGGUCAUGCACGAGUACGACGCCAAGUUUGUGCACCCUCGAAUCCAUCCCGUGGUCAGAGAUGUGGGCACCCAGAUGUCAAACGACCAGCCUGUAAAGGCACGGGAGUUUGUGCAGACGGGCACGCCGACGACGCUCAUCAGGCGCAGUUUCGUGGCGCGUCACAACCCCCACGUCGACUCCCCAGAAUCUACCCCUUCUGUGGGCAGCAGUAAUGUGAUGAACCCGCAAAUGUUCACACCACCAACAGCCACGCGCCGGGUGGAAAUCCUGAACCCGAGUAUCAAUCAGAGCGUCACGCACAGAAGUCCGACAAUGAGGAGUAGCCUGCCCGCUGGAUAUACCCCCGUGGCAGCACAGACCAGCGGUGGCAUACCACCUUCAACAGGAAGCAGCCACAACUUCGGCGGAAGCAUGGGAGUUUACUCGCACAACCGAUCCCCUCUCAAGAAAGCCAUAAGCUUGGGCGACAUCAAUAAGGUCGAUCAGCCCUCGCCAAGAAACUCGAGGGAGAUGGCCGCGUACGAGCAGCGCAACUGGGAGCCCCCUAGGAGUCCCAGUCCGACCAAACAAUCCAAUCUCCGAAAGUCGUAUAGCGCCAACCUCAACAGCUCGCCGCAUCCUUUUGCCAACAUGGGCAAGCACAGGCCUGGGUACGAGAGGUUCCCAUCACGACGAUAG